Messenger RNA from Arachis ipaensis, 3664 nucleotides. RefSeq names its product WEB family protein At1g12150-like. Gene Ontology annotation, cellular component: cytosol. The record is from RefSeq and is a predicted model, not a curated record. Gene Ontology annotation, biological process: chloroplast avoidance movement; chloroplast accumulation movement. Lineage: Eukaryota; Viridiplantae; Streptophyta; Magnoliopsida; Fabales; Fabaceae.
CCUAAUUGCACCACCACAAACCUCUCUAAGCCCUGUACCCUAAAAACAGCAUAUAACCUAAUUAUUGGAACCAUGCAAGCAGAGUUUUUGCACCAACCAUCUUUUAGGAUAUUCCCUUUUAAUUUUGUUUCCUCAACGUUCUCAAAACCUGGACUUAAAAGGAACCUACUUGUUCAUCUUCGUUUUUUUCAGCUUUGCUUUAUUCAUUCAUAAAAACUCUUGAGGCCUUAGCUUCUUCACAUUCAUAUAUUCAUUUAUUCAUUCAUGUAAGAAUUAAUACUAACAAUGUUGGCGUGAUCAUAUAUUAUUGUGAUGUGUUAUGCAGUUUCAUCAUUCAUUUGAUAACAAUCAAGGCUCACUAUUUAUUAAUCUUGCAGAUAUAUACACAUAGAUAUUAUUCAUAUUGCUGUCAUUGUAAGAAAGAAGAGAAGAGAAAGAAUAUAUUGUUAUUGUUAUAAUAAUAAUUAUUAUCAGAAGAAGAAGAAUGAGCUUCAGAGUAAGAGAAUCACAAAAGGAAUUGGGGUCUCCAAGGGGAGAGAUUGGAGAGAUAGAUACAAGGGCUCCAUUCCAAUCUGUGAAAGCUGCUGUUAGUUUAUUUGGUGAGGUAGCAGUUCCAAAAUCUUCUUCUAUCAAGAGGAAAUCCUCUGAGAAUGUACUGGAAAAGGAGACACAACUUCUGUUGGCCCAAAGAGAACUAAACAUGAUAAAGAAACAGCUUGGCAGUGCUGAGAAUACAAAAUCUAAAGCACUUGCUGAGCUUGAGAGGGCCAAUGUAACACUUCAGGACUUGACAAAGAAGCUCAUCGGUGUCAGAGAAUCUAAGGAGACGGCAAUAGAGGCAGCCGAAGUCGUGAAGAACAAGGCCAAAAUACUCGAGGAACAACUGUCCCAAAAAGCUAUAGGAUAUGAAGCUUGGAAAAGAGAACUAGAGCAAGCAAGAAAGGAGUAUCAAACAACUGUGAAGGAACUAGAUGCUUCCAAGCAAGAACUCAAUCAGAUAAGGCAAGAUUUCGAUGCAGCUUUGGAGGCAAAGUUGGCUGCAUUCCAAACUGCAGGGGAAGCUCAACGAUCCACUAAGAUGAACUUGGAAAAAGUCAAUGAAAUGUCAAAUGAAAUCGCAAACAUGAAGGCGUCAAUUGAACAGCUGAAGCUUCAAACUCUAAAAGCACAAGAAGAACAGGUACAGGUCAUGCAGGAAAGGGAAAGCCAACUAAGCUAUUACAUAACCGCAAAGGAAGAUGCGCAGGCAAAGUUGACGGCCUUAAAGGCCGAAUAUGACCCUGAACUAACAGCAAGCCUAGAGGUGAAACUGGCCGAAACAAGUGCAGAGAUUCAGCUUCUUCAGGAGCAGAUGAGGGAGGCACAUGCUUCUGAAAUGGAAUCUGUGAGACAAAUGACUGAUGAGAUUAAACAAGCUACAAAGAUGCUGCAUGAAGUUGUUGCAGAAGAAAAUUCCCUGAGAGAAUUAGUUGCUUCUCUUAGGACAGAUUUAGAACAAGUGAAGAGAGACCAAGAAGAACUUAAGGAGAAGCAACAGGCGGCUGAAGCUCUUGCUGCCAGCCUCACCAGUGAACUACAAACUAUCAAGGAAGAGGCAGGGCCUGACCCUGGUUCUGUGGAGGAAGUUGAUCUCACUCAAGAGAUGAGUUUGAAGAUUCAGGAGCUAGCAUUGGAGACAGAAAGUGCAAAAAGGGAAGAAGAAGAAUUGAGAGUACAAACCGAAGAGCUGAAGCGAGAAGCUGAAAAAGCUCAGGCCAUGGCUGAAGAAUUAGGGAGAAAGCUGGAGGAUGCCCUUAGAGAGGCUGAAGAAUCAAAGGCAGCAGAACGGAAAGCGAUUCAGGAAAUGAAAACAUUGUCUGAUAUGCGAGGGAGAGUCUCCGAUGCAGAUUCUAAUUCUAAUGCUAAUGCUAAUGCUAAUAGCAAGAUUGUAUUAUCAGUCAAGGAGUUUGCAGCUUUGAGUGGAAAGAUCAAGGAAUCCGAAGAUUUGAUUGAGAGGACAGAAGCAGCUGCACAUGCUCAGGUGGAAGCAAUCAAUGCAAGGAAAAGAGAAGUGGACAAGAAAGUAGAAGCUAACCUGAAAGCAAUUGAAGAAAUUAAGGCUGCAACAGAUAUGGCUCUUAGAAAUGCAGAGAUGGCAGAUUCUGCGAAAGAAGCAGUCGAGGAUGAGCUAAGAAGGUGGCGUGAAGAACAAAACAGCGAUAUGGACUAUGCAGAAAAUUCUGCAAGAUCAAUCUCCUUGCACAUCUAGAAGGCUAUAGAACGUCAAAGAUCAGAUAUUUAGAUGGUGUUCAAUCUAUAAUCAAAAGGAGCAAAAGGGAACCAUAUUGGUUGUAGCAUUUCAAAUUUUGCCCUUUCUCUUUUGGAUUUGGGAGGUUCCUUUCAACUACAUGUCCAUGAUGAUCAUUUUAUCGAUCAACAGCUUCCAUAAAACAAUUUGCAAAUGCAGAUAAGCUCAUUGUCAAGAUCUGUUUUAAAGUUUUGGGUUCCUAGGACCCUUAAAACUUCCAAAAACUAAAAAAAUAAAAAAAUAAAAAUCAAUGGUUUAGGAGAAACAUUUAGAUUUAGCUUCUCUUUAGAUUUGCUUCUUUACUUUGCAAAAUUAUAAAAAGCUGAAGAUGAUGAUUGAGUGCAGGAAAUGAAGGACAUUUGCAAUUUGUUUCCAAAUGAGGCAACAAAAUGGACAAGGCCAGCUUCUGGUAAUGGUGCAUUGAUGAUCUUGUAAAGUGUAAACCAUGCAAAUAGAAAGUGCAUACUAUUUUGUUUUGUUCUUAUUUCCAAAUUCCAACUCCCAUCAUGUAUUUAUUCAUAAAUUUGUUUAUGAAGAAAAUUUUUCCUAAUCUAUUACUCCAAUGUUUAGAUCCUGAAAAGAUCCAUCUCACUAGAAUCUCCAACUACAUGAACAGAAUUAUUAUCAUUCACAUUUAUUGAUAUAGAAUUCAUUUUUGGUAAAUAUCAAACAAUAUCAAUUAACCUAACGUGCUUGGGACUAAGCAUCAAUUGAGACAACAUAAAACUCAUACAUUUUACAUCCAAUUAAUUGCUUUUCAAAUUCAUCUAAAUGGUUUGUAAUUAGUAGUAUUUUGUUUUUUGAAAAAAUCUAUGCACCAAGUAUAAAAGAACAUGUUGAAAUAUUACAAAUAAAGUACAAAGGUAAGACAUUUAAGGAAAAACAACAAAAUUUUUCCUUUGUGAAUAAAUGGAAUAGUAUAUUUAAUCAUAUUAAUAAUUAGACCCCUUUUCCCAAGUUCAACCCUACAAAUUGCAAGCGUAGACAAAUACAAAUUGAGAAGGCAAACCAUGGAAAGUUGAGAUGGAACACAUUACGUCACAAACAAAAUACUAUAUUUGACAUUUCUCUAUUGUAUAUUUAAAGCUGGGGUAUCCACUUUAUUCCAACUACUACUGAAUUCCUCAACCUUAACAUAAAAGCUAAACUAAUUCUGCAGAAUCCUAAUGUUUAAGCAAUGUGAAUGUUCCCCUUGACUACACAUAGAUUGGUUCAAAUGGUUAAACAGGACAAACCAUUUUAACUCAUCAGUGCAAAUCCUGAAUGAAAGGUACUCCGUCGGUUCCUUUUUAUCUAUCACUGUUAAUUUCCGGCACAUCCACGGAUCAAUGUAUCCAGAAAACAAUACAAUUAAUAUGUAUCAGAAAGUAAUAGUAA